AUGUCUUCGACAAGUGGCUCGUCAAAUUCGUCGCCCUCCUCGGGUGGCCUGCCACCAGCGUCCUAUGACGGUAGCCAUCUGCCGUGGCGGACUUUCCGACAAGAAGUCCUGGCGCCACACCAGAUCCUCGUCCUCGACAGCCCGCCGAAAGACCGCAUACCGGCCGCUUUCUUGAAGAUCGUGGAAGCUGCGAGCCAAGAUUCGUCCCGCUUUGACAAUCAAAAGGCCUGCUUUUGGGAGCAGGUGACAGCGGGUCGCGGAUUCGGUCCUUCGCCGAUAUUCCCACCAAACCUCCUUCCGCCGUUGGCGAAUGAAUUUCACUCACGGUGCAUGGUGCCAUUCUUUGGCAGUCGCGAAGCCCUGCCGGAGCGAACCAUGAAUCACGCGGCGCCUUUCUACGAGCUGUCCGUUCCUCGUCCCGGUCUGGGAUGCGGGUUUUCCGCCGCAGCCUUCACAGACAAAGAGUUGGCCGUCAUGCCGCAGUGGCUUCAAGCCACGGGGACAAUCGUACAUUUUGAGACGGGGUAUAUUGCCCCUGGGGCGUCACUGUACUGUCCCUUUCUGACCUUUGAGCGGGCGUAUGGGAACAAGCAGCAGCGCGUGGAGGCGGCAAACAAUCAGUGCGCAAUUGCCGGCGCCUACAACACGCGGGCGCUACAGAUGCUAUACACACGGGCACGCAAAGAUCUGACCGACAGGUCGACCCCGCCGGACACUACCGAACUACCGGUCUCUUUCUCAUGCACCAUCGACAACAGCUUUGCCUUGCUGAAUUUGCAUUGGAUUGAUCUGGAACAGGGGCAGGCUUACUGCAUGGCGCCGCUCUGCCAGUUCGACCUCAGCAAGGACGUACAUUUCAACAAGUUCCUGAUCUGGAUGCAGGCCAUUAGCGACUGGGGUCUGUCUCACGUCCUACCAGCGAUCAAGGAGGCGCUCGGGCAACUGCAGCAUGCCUCAAACGGAACCCCGACCGCUCUUUGCCAGCCGCAGUACAGCACCGGAGCGACGAGACUGCGCCUAGACACCGGCCCUGCCAUCAUGAAAGACGAGCUACUCAUCUCGUCCCUGAAGACCACAUUCGAAAACAUCCCCUGGCGCUUCGAAGACGAGGGCUUCUCGGGCGUCUCGUCGUCCACAGCGUCCUGGGGCUCGCCAAUGGUGUCCGACUAUACCUUUUCCAAGGUGAAUUACCCGACGGUGCCCUCGGCCAGAAGCAACGUGAGCGCCCAGAACUCUUCCAUCGUCGCUCGCAAGCGCCUUAGUGGACUUGAUUUCUCACGGACCCCCGUCACGCCACCGCCCGCAUAUCUGCAGAAUCAAGACAUGGUAUGGCAGAAACGAUUCAACUAUGCAAUGGAGGAGAUGAGGCAACUACAGACCCAGGUACAGGCGUUCCGGAGUGAGCUGGAGGAAUGCAAGCGGCCGUCACGAGGACACCAGUCAGGCUCAUUGGCCGAAGAACAAGAUCCGAGCGAGCACAACAACCUCGAGUCGGCAGCCACUCCCAAAGUGCAGAGUCCCUCUCUCACCUUUGCACCUCAGAAGCCUUCGCCGUCGAUCGUGGGUCUGUCUGGGGAAAGUUCAUCGGUGUGGAAAUGCGCCGCUAUCGUCCUGUCAGGCCAUUUUCUGGCCUCGUUCUUUCCCAACACGACGGCUCGGAUGCUCACGUAUGGAUGCAUCACAAACGCAUGUCUUCUGGCGUGCCUGACCCCUCGAUUCACCCUUCUUGGAGUGUCGACCUCGACGACCAUGAAGCUACCGCCCUUUGCAGUCUGGAGAUGGAAGUGA
Messenger RNA from Fonsecaea erecta, 1788 nucleotides. RefSeq lists its product as hypothetical. The coding region runs from base 1 to 1788 and encodes 595 amino acids. The transcript has a single exon. NCBI's taxonomy places the organism in Eukaryota, Fungi, Ascomycota, Eurotiomycetes, Chaetothyriales, Herpotrichiellaceae. The record is from RefSeq and is a predicted model, not a curated record.